This is a messenger RNA of Trichoderma citrinoviride, 2508 nucleotides long. RefSeq names its product acyltransferase-domain-containing protein. Gene Ontology annotation, cellular component: mitochondrial membrane. The transcript has 3 exons. The coding region runs from base 1 to 2508 and encodes 835 amino acids. Lineage: Eukaryota; Fungi; Ascomycota; Sordariomycetes; Hypocreales; Hypocreaceae. The record is from RefSeq and is a predicted model, not a curated record.
AUGUCCCACGAUGGCGAUGCCGUGGACGAAGCCAGCAGCUCGGCCCCCGACCUCCAGAUCUUGGGCGAUGAAAUCACGCUGCAGCCCAGCGGCUUCGUCGAGCCCAGGCCUGUCGCCCAGGAGGACAAAGAGGAGGCCCUGAUGAAUCACUCGCACUCGUUUCGCAGCGAGCCGCUUCAGUUCCUUCGCGAAGUCUCGCUGUAUGUGUCUGGCCAGGGAUGGCGAGCCUACGAUCGCGUCAUCGGCCAGCCGGUCUUCUAUUCUGGCUUCUCGGAGAAUAUGAUCUCGAUGGUGCUGUCGGCGCCGCUGCUGCAGAAGCGUAUCGCCCAGCUCGCCGACGAUCGCCUGGCUGUUGAGGAGAGGGAGGGACUGCUAAACAAGAAUGACAAAGACUACGAGACGAAGCGUGCGCAGCGGCGAAAUAUAAUAGAAAGUUGGCUCCAGGAGGUUGCGGAGAAGCUGACGGACAACAUGAUUUGCAAGAUGGAGAGCAACACCUUCAUCCGCGGCGCAUACUACUUGACCAUGCAGCUCGUCACACGCGCCUACCACCAAGGGAUCCACGUUUCCAGCGAGGAGGUUCUGCGGCUACGGAGGGUGGCAGAGCUGGCGGCGAAGAAGAAGCAGAGCAUUGUGUUCCUGCCGAGCCAUCGAUCACACGUCGACUAUGUCUCUCUGCAGCUGAUAUGCUACCGCCUUGGCUUGACAUUGCCUGUGGUCGUAGCUGGAGACAACCUCAACUUUCCGAUUGUAGGGGCUUUCUUGCAGCACGCUGGCGCCAUGUGGAUCAGGAGAUCUUUUGGCGACGAUGCUCUGUACACAGCAGUCGUGCAGUCCUACGUUGAUACUCUGUUGCAGGGAGGCUACAAUUUCGAGUGCUUCAUCGAGGGAGGAAGGUCGCGCACAGGCAAACUGCUGCCUCCCAAAUUCGGUAUCCUGAGCUUCGUCCUAGACAGUGUCCUCUCUGGUCGGGUCGAGGACACCAUAAUAUGCCCUGUCAGCACCCAGUACGACAAAGUUAUCGAGACGGAGGGCUACGUCAAUGAGCUGCUUGGUAUGCCGAAGAAGAAGGAGAACUUGGCUGACCUCCUCUCCAACGGCCCCUCGAUUCUCUCCCUGAAGCUCGGCAGGGUCGAUGUUCGAUUUCACGAGCCGUGGAGUCUGCGAAAAUUUGUCGACAACCAGCUUUCCAAGCUAUCCAGCAUUCCAGCAGGACUCAACACAGACCAGCACAACCCCGAAGUGCGAGCGGUCCGAGAGAAGAUUCUGCGUGCCCUGGGCUACAAAGUCCUCAGCGACAUCAAUGCGGUGUCGGUUGUGAUGCCUACCGCCCUCAUCGGCACCGUACUACUCACUUUACGUGGACGCGGUGUUGGCAAAGGCGAGCUUAUUCGUCGCGUAGAAUGGCUGACGUGUCGCGUUCGAGCCAAGGGGGGACGAGUCGCGCAUUUCGGAAACGCGCCUCUUUCAGAGAUUGUCGACCGAGGACUGGAAGUCUUGGGCAAGGAUUUGGUGGGUGUGGUGGAAGGACUGGCUGAGCCGACCUACUACGCCGUCGACCGCUUCCAGCUGUCCUUUUAUCGCAACAUGACCAUCCAUCUCUUCGUUUACGAGGCUAUCGUCAGCGUGGCCAUGUACACGCGCAUCAAGCGCGGAGGCGGCCCGGCGUUCCAGGAUAUCCCGUACGAGGAGCUCAAGGCGCAGGUUCUCUUCUUGUCUUCGCUGUUCCGCGGAGAGUUCAUCUUUGCCGGUGCCGGUCUCGCCGCCAACUUGGAUGCCACGCUGCGCGGCUUGGAGGCCGACCAUGUGGUUCGCCUUGAUCGGGAUGACCAUGGGAACAUUACGACCAUCGGACUGUCAGACGAAGAGCGCAAGGCGGGGCGAGAAAACUACGACUUUUACUGCUUCCUCAUCUGGCCGUUUAUCGAGGCUAGCUGGCUCGCGGCGGUGUCGUUGAUGGGCCUGACGCCGCCCAAGGAUAAGAACGGCGAUGUUUGGAUCGAAGAGGCAAAGGCUCAGAACAGCGCACAACUGCUCGGCAAGACGCUCUACCACCAAGGCGACCUCUCCUACUUCGAAGCCGUCAACAAGGAAACGCUCAAAAACUCCUACGCCCGCUUCGAGCAGGAACAAAUCAUCAACGUCGUCAAGUCAAAGGACACCAAGAUCCCGCGGCGCCUCCGGCUCGACCCGUCCUGGCGGCCCUCGCGCGACCCCGAGACGGGCGCCCUGCUCGCGGAGGGCAAGCUCUGGGACUUUACGGAGAAGAUUGCGAGGUCGCGGCGCGAGGGCAAGAAUCGGCGUGACGGGGCGACAGUGGCCAGCCGCGUGCUGCGGCUGACGGAUGACCUGGGCAGGAAGCUCUUUGAGGAGGCGGAGGAGGCGGAGAAGAAGGGGGGCAAGGCCAAGGUGCCGAGUAGGCUGAGCAAGGAGGAGCAGGAGGCGGUGGAUCUGAAUGUCAGGAGUGCGAGGAGGAGGAGGACGUUGGAGGGGAGGGCGCAUUUGUGA